Messenger RNA from Colletotrichum costaricense, 552 nucleotides. RefSeq lists its product as uncharacterized. NCBI's taxonomy places the organism in Eukaryota, Fungi, Ascomycota, Sordariomycetes, Glomerellales, Glomerellaceae. The annotation marks the transcript as partial. The record is from RefSeq and is a predicted model, not a curated record. The transcript has a single exon.
UGCCCGUCGGUACAUGCAUCAAGCAGCACAGGACCACCUCCAAAGCCUCCAAAGCCCAGCAACUAUGUCAUCUUUUCCUUUCGGAACCAGACUGAAUUCACUCGGACGAGGAGCCUAGAUGACGGGAAGAGACUUCAACGAUCCCCAGAAAAGAAACCCACGCAAUGUCCACAACUUUGCAGAUCUCCACAGUCUCCACGGCCAGCCCUGUUGUCAUUACCAAAGAGCCCGCAACUCCCGAUACUUGGAGAAGGUCAGACUUCAGCCCGAUAUCCAGCCCCCCAAAAAGGCCGACUACGCUCAUUCGUCACUGUUGAAACAACGACAAGCCAUCCCCAAGACCAAUCAAUAAGAUCUAAGCAAGGGUGGGGGAAGACACUUUCAACUCAGACACUGAAAAUGGCGCCAGGCCAAGAACUGGAAGAGGAUGAAUGGGCAUCAUCAUCGUCAAGGACAUCCCCUUCAGGCUUCGACGCAUCGCCCAUUUGUUUCUCAUCCACCCAGUCCCCUCAAAACACACCGCACGCUGUCCGAAGACACCAUGAACGCUAG